AAUCCCAGGACCCCAAGACCAUGACCUGAGUUGAAGGCAGAUGCUUCACCGACCGAGCCCCCAGGCGCCCUGAAAGUGUGCUUUUCCUUCAAGCUACUUAACAACAGUUUUACAUGAACAUUUAAAAAGAUCACCUCAUCCUGGCACCAGACAUGCUUAGAUUAGUCUCCUAUGCUGUACAAGCAAAGGUAAGUGUAUACACAUUGAGUUGCCUUAUGGUGUCACAAACUUGAAACAGGUUAGUGUGGAUUAAUCCCUCUUCCCCUUGUAGCUUUAGUACCCGAGUGGCUUCCAAAGCCUGGACACAUAACUGAAUUUGUGACUCACCUGACGCCCACAGACUUCAUCCUUGUCUCUCUGGAAGAAACAGACCUUGAAGUGCAGGCCAGUGUGGAGUCUGUCCAAUCCUCAGUAGGUACUAAUAUCCUAAGUAGGUGGUCAGAGUCAGAAAACAUGCACGCUUUAAGAUUUUAUUUCUUUGAGAGAGUGUGUUUGCAAGAACAAAGGGGGCAGGCGGAGGGAGAAGCAGACACCCCUGCUGAGCAGGGAGCCUGAGGCAGCCCCAAACCCCAAGAUUAUGAACUGAGCUGAAGGCAGGCAUUUAAUGGACUGAGCCACCCAGACAUCCCAGAAAACACACUUCUAUUUUUUAUCUUCUGAUGAAAGUAUAGGUGAGAACAUGUAAGAAAUUACUAUGCUAAAAUGAUCGAUUCCCAGCUGAUGGCGCAUUUAUUUCAAUAGAAGAAUUUGAACCCUCCUUUGAGUUUAACGGCAUUUAACAUAAGAAUCAAAUAUUAAGCAGAAUACAGAAGACCAGAGGGACGAUGCACAGAAACAGGCGCACCCAAAGGACAAGGAGACGAGAUUACUGGAGGUGUGACCCCAAAGCAGCUGCUUUUGAACCCAUAAAGACUGUGCUCAUGGGUUUCGUGCGGUGGAGAAUCUGGGCGAUAAAUCAGCCAGUGCUGUCACGUGGCGCGAUGUGCCCCGUGAAUUCUCUUCCUUUUACAAGCUAAGCCAUGUGUUCUUGCCCCGAAACCUUGCGGUCGGGAGACGACGGCUUCCAGUGUCGCCGGCGUGGGGCCUCUAGGACUCGGCCUCUAGGUCCUCUCGUCUCCCAACGACCAGACGCCAAAGCCGACCCCGCGUGGCGGCCGGGCGCAGUCCGCCGCUCCUAGCGCGGGAAGUUCUUGGGGUACAGCUGGAAGAGCUUGCCUUCCUGGGUGGGCUCGAAGCCGUACUUCCCCAGCUGCUCCGGGUCGAAGGUGCCGUCCCGGAGGUCCUUCUCGACGGCCGGUGCCACCGCCUCCCGGAACAGCUGCUCGGCCGUCAGGGGCGUGUCCGCGCCCGCGCGGGCGCGGUAGUUCACGUAGGGCUUGAGCCUGAAGCCGGCCAGCUCGGGCACCACCAGCUCCGGGACCAUCUCCUUGAUCUGCACAAACUUCCCGUCGCGGCCGUGGACGCCGGUGCCCUUGGCGCCGCGGCUCUUGUAGAAGGUGCGCGGGCCCCGCUUGCUGGUCCACCGGCUCAUGCGGUCGGCGCCGCGCACCAGGAUGCGCGCAGCCCCGCUCAGGAGGCCCAUGCCGAAGCCUGCACCACGCGGGCGCGCUCCCAGACAGCGCCCACGCGCCGCGACCAGCCGCACCGCCCUCGGCGGCUCCCGGCGGUCAGCGCGGCUCCCGGCGCCCUCGGCGGCUCCCGGCGGUCAGCGCGGCUCCCGGCGCCCUCGGCGGCUCCCGGCGGUCAGCGCGGCUUCCGGGGCUCUCGGCGGUUUCCCGCGCCCCCCGGCCUCCGCGCCGCAGCAAGAGCAGCUGCGGUUGGCGGCGCUGCGUCCAAUGCACAGCGUCGGCCCUGCGAGUGGGCGGCACCUCCGGGUCCCGGCCAAUGCGCUGGGAGCCAUGAAGCAAGAGGAGGAUGCCAGCCCAGAGGCCGACUUCUGUCUGGGUGCUGCCCUGCAGUCCUGGGGGCUGCAGCUGACGGAGCAGCAUUCACAGUCCACCAUGCUGAUGGGGAUUGUGAUUGGAGCCCUCCUGGCCCUGGCCCUCGUUGGCAUCACCGUCUUCUUUGUGUACAGAAGGGUUAACCGAUUCCGACAAGUACAGCCCACUCCUCAGUACAGGUUCCGGAAGAGAGACAAAGUGAUGUUUUACGGCCGGAAGAUCAUGAGGAAGGUGAGCACACUGCCCCACACGCUUGUGGGGAGCACGGCAGCCCCCCGGCAGCGGGUGAGGAAGAGGACCAAGGUGCUGUCUUUGGCCAAGAGGAUUCUGCGUUUCAAAAAGGAAUACCCAACCCUACAGCCAAAGGAACCACCACCCUCCUUGCUGGAGGCUGACCUCACGGAGUUUGACGUGAAGAACUCUCACCUGCCAUCAGAAGUGUUGUACAUGCUGAAGAACGUGCGGGUCCUGGGCCACUUUGAGAAGCCACUGUUCCUGGAACUUUGCAAACACAUGGUCUUUGUGCAGCUCCUCGAAGGGGAACAUGUCUUCCAGCCGGGGGAGCCGGAUACCAGCAUCUAUGUGGUGCAGGACGGGCGCCUGGAAGUCUGCAUCCAGGACGCGGACGGCGCUGAGGUGGCGGUCAAAGAGGUUCUGGCUGGAGACAGCGUCCACAGUCUCCUCAGCAUCCUGGACGUCAUCACCGGCCACACCGCUCCAUACAAAACCGUGUCUGCCCGUGCUGCUAUCCCUUCCACCGUCCUCCGGCUCCCAGCGGUGGCUUUUCAAGGAGUUUUUGAGAAGUAUCCUGAAACCCUGGUGAGGGUGGUGCAGAUCAUCAUGGUGCGGCUGCAGAGGGUCACCUUUCUGGCUCUGCACAACUACCUGGGCCUGACCACAGAGCUCUUCAACCCGGAGAGCCAGGCCAUUCCCCUGGUGUCUGUGGUCAGUGUGGCUGCUGGGAAGGUCAGGAGGCAGGCGUGCUGCGUCUCUGAGGAUCGUCUUGAGAGACCCCUGCGGCCCCAGGAGUCCUGCGACCCAGCAGAUGGAGGGGGCAGCCGUGCAGCAGUCUCUGGGCCUGUGCUGAAGAGGAGCCAGUCCUUCCCGCUGCCUUCUGUCCACGAAGAGAUCCCGGAUGAGUUCGGCAAGGCCCAGGCAGGUGACCAGGCCCCUUUCGCUCCACCAGGGAGCACCUCAGACCUGAGGAUGGCAUGUGACCGUGCCAGGGUCCUCCUCCACGCCGAGGAACACCCUGGGAGCGCCGUGGCCAGCAAGUCCAAGAAGAGCGUGAUUGUUGCAGACGCUCCCUCUGCAGUCUUCCAGUAUGCAGAGACUAACUCAGAUGAGACUGUCUCCAGCAGGAAGACAGAUGCCAUCCUCAGGGCUGCCAAGAAGGACCUGCUCACCCUGAUGAAGCUGGAUGACCCCUCGCUCUUGGAUGGCCGGGUGACACUUCUCCAUGUUCCGGGGGGCACAGUGGUGUCGAGGCAGGGAGACCAGGACGUGAACAUCCUCUUCGUGGUCUCGGGGCUGCUGCACGUGUACCAGCGGAAGGUCGACAGUGAGGGGGACACCUGCCUGUUCGUGGUGCGCCCUGGGGAAGUGGUGGGGCAGCUGGCCGUGCUCACGGGGGAGCCCCUCAUCUUCACCAUCAAGGCCAACAGGGACUGCAGCUUCCUCUCCAUCUCCAAGGCACACUUCUAUGAAAUCAUGCGGAAGCAGCCGACUGUGGUCCUGGGUGUCGCACACACCGUGGUGAAGCGGGUGUCAUCCUUCGUGCGGCAGAUCGACUUCGCGCUGGACUGGAUGGAGGUGGAGGCCGGGCGCGCGGUGUACAGGCAGGGGGACAAGUCAGACUGCACCUACAUCGUCCUCAGUGGCCGGCUACGCUCGGUGAUCCGGAAGGACGACGGCAAAAAGCGACUGGCGGGGGAGUAUGGCCGCGGAGACCUCAUUGGUGUGGUGGAGACGCUCACCCACCAGGCCAGGGCGACGACAGUGCAUGCCGUUCGGGACUCCGAGCUGGCCAAGCUUCCGACAGGAGCCCUGACAUCCAUCAAGCGCAGGUACCCACAGGUUGUGACGCGGCUGAUUCAUCUCUUGGGUGAGAAGAUUUUGGGCAGCCUCCAGCAGGGAACUGCAAAAGGUCACCAGUUUGGGCUGCACACUGUGGGCAGCAAGUGGGACUCGGGGAACCCCGCCGGCAACCUCUCCACGGUGGCUGCCAUGCCUGUGUCCGAGGAUGUGCCCCUCACCGCCUUUGCCCUGGAGCUCAAGCACGCCCUCAGUGCCAUCGGCCCCAUCCUGCUGCUGACCAGUGACAACAUAAAACAGCGCCUUGGCUCCGCUGCUCUGGACAGCGUCCAUGAGUACCGGCUGUCCAGCUGGCUGGGGCAGCAGGAGGACAUCCACCGGAUCGUGCUCUACCAGGCAGACAGCACGCUAACACCUUGGACCCAGCGCUGCAUCCGGCAAGCGGACUGCAUCCUCAUCGUGGGCCUGGGCGAGCAGGAGCCCACGGUGGGCGAGCUGGAGCGGAUGCUGGAGAGCACAGCCGUACGUGCCCAGAAGCAGCUGAUCCUGCUGCACCGGGAGGAUGGGCCGGCACCCUCCCGCACUGUCGAGUGGCUGAACAUGCGGAGCUGGUGCUCUGGCCACCUGCACCUCUGCUGCCCCCGCCGCGUCUUCUCCAGGAGAAGCAUGCCCAAGCUGGUGGAAAUGUACCAGCGAGUCUUCCAGAGGCCCCCAGACCGGCACUCAGACUUCUCCCGCCUUGCUCGGGUGCUGACUGGCAACGCCAUUGCCUUGGUGCUUGGGGGAGGGGGGGCAAGAGGCUGUGCCCAGGUCGGCAUCAUCCGGGCCCUGACGGAGUGUGGCAUCCCUGUGGACAUGGUUGGAGGGACGUCCAUCGGGGCCUUCAUGGGGGCCCUGUACUCCGAGGAGCGGAACUACAGCCAGAUACGGAUCCGGGCUAAGCAGUGGGCUGAGGACAUGACAUCGAUGGUGAAGACUGUGCUGGACCUGACCUACCCUAUCACGUCCAUGUUCUCGGGGGCCGGCCUGAACAGCAGCAUCUGUAGUGUCUUCAAGGACCAGCAGAUCGAGGACCUGUGGAUCCCCUACUUCGCCAUCACCACAGACAUCACGGCCUCCGCUAUGCGGGUCCACACGGACGGCUCCCUGUGGAGGUACGUGCGUGCCAGCAUGUCUCUGUCAGGCUACAUGCCUCCCCUCUGUGACCCCAAAGACGGACACCUGCUGAUGGACGGGGGGUACAUCAACAACCUGCCAGCGGAUGUGGCCAGGUCUAUGGGAGCAAAGGUGGUGAUUGCCAUUGACGUGGGCAGCCAGGACGAGACGGACCUCACCAACUAUGGCGACGCCCUGUCUGGGUGGUGGCUGCUCUGGAAGCGCUGGAACCCCUUGGCCUCAAAAGUCAAGGUGUUGAACAUGGCGGAGAUCCAGACACGCCUGGCCUAUGUGUGCUGCGUCCGGCAGCUGGAGAUGGUGAAGAACAGUGAGUACUGUGAGUACCUGCGCCCCCCCAUCGAUAGCUACAGCACUCUGGACUUCGGCAAGUUCAACGAGAUUUGCGAAGUGGGGUACCAGCAUGGGCGGACAGUGUUUGACAUCUGGGGUCGGAGUGGUGUGCUGGAAAAGAUGCUACAGGACCGACAGGGAACAAGCAAGAUGAAGGCGUGUGAUGUCCUCACCUGCCCCAACGCCUCCUUCACUGACCUUGCCGAGAUUGUGUCACGCAUUGAGCCCGCCAAGGUAGCCACAGUGGACGGAGGGGACCAACACAGCCCUCCGCUCUGUCCAGAUGAGUCUGACUACCAGACUGAGUAUGAGGAGGAACUGCCAGACGGUCCCAAGGAUGCAUAUGCUGACUUCCAGAGUGCCCCGGCCCACGUGGGCUCAGACUCGGACGACGAGUCCUCACUUCGGCGUCGGAGCCCCAGUCUGGCUUCCCAGGACUGCCCCCCGGACUCCUACCCCUAGCGCUCUGACCAGGAUGGGUAGAGGUCUCCACUCAGACGCACCCUAGAGCAGCAUCUGCUAUGGGCCUCCCUCAGAGACCCUGGCUCCUACAGCCCCUGGGGCUCUUCCCAGCCUGCCACGAAGACCGGACCGGCCGGGGCCUAGGCCCCGUGAGCCGCUGAGUCCAGCUUCUCUUGUGCUGGAACCCAAGCUGCACUGGGUGCCUCUGGCCCAUCUGCACUGGCAGCUUCUGGUGGGGCUCUCCGUCCUGGCACCCCCUGUGCACACAGCAAUCCCAGGGGCUGUGUCCGCCCCUGCGGGGCUCCGGGAGGUCUCGGAGAGAUAUCGGAGCCCCUGGUACACCUGCUUGAUGUGUCAAUAAAGGUAGAUCUGACUGUG
Messenger RNA from Zalophus californianus (California sea lion), 6320 nucleotides. It is a transcript of the gene PNPLA7, whose product is annotated as patatin like phospholipase domain containing 7. Gene Ontology annotation, biological process: lipid metabolic process. Gene Ontology annotation, cellular component: endoplasmic reticulum. The record is from RefSeq and is a predicted model, not a curated record. The transcript has 36 exons. Gene Ontology annotation, molecular function: phosphatidylcholine lysophospholipase A1 activity. The coding region runs from base 1530 to 5942 and encodes 1470 amino acids. Lineage: Eukaryota; Metazoa; Chordata; Mammalia; Carnivora; Otariidae.